UGCUAUUUUCAAGAUGGCUGACAGGAGGUGGUUGUCAAGUCGUCGAAAAUCACUUAUAUUUCCUAUUUUUCUUCUAUAAAGAUGUGUUAAAAGACAAUUUCGGUGAUGUUCAAGUCUAUCUUUAGUAAGAAAAAUAGAAACGAUUCACUAGCAGCUAGAAAUGAAGCUGAAAACAAUGCUUAUGAAGGGUCGUCAAGUGACAGCUCUGCACAGCAACCACUGAACGAGGUGUUGAAUCAGUUGUAUGACACCUUAGACCCAAGUGACCCUAGAGGAUAUGCAGUUGCAGUGGCUGAAGUGGAAUAUCUUUGGGCCAGAUACCAACAGCUAAUUGUCAGAGGUCAAUUGGUMAAUGAUGAUAUCUUGUUGCAGGAACCCUUUAAAUCCAAACCAUUUCUCAGACAGGUGUGGAAUACCAUCCCCAGGGACUCUAAUGGCAACUUGACAUUUUCUGCUUUGUUUGGUGUACUGAAAUGGUGGGAAUCAGUUGACCAAGAGACAAAACUGAGAGGUAUCUUCAGAUUACUCAAUACUGGUCAACCUUUAGACAUAGCAGCAAUCAGGCAUAUCAUUAAGGCAAUGGACAGCAGCUUGAAUGAGGAUUCCAUAAACAGGAAGGCUGAUUUGCUGAUGACUUACUUGGAUAAUAGAAAUCAAG
Molecule: messenger RNA, 658 nt
Organism: Actinia tenebrosa (Australian red waratah sea anemone)
Lineage: Eukaryota; Metazoa; Cnidaria; Anthozoa; Actiniaria; Actiniidae
Biological process (GO): signal transduction
Molecular function (GO): protein binding
Source: RefSeq, a predicted model, not a curated record